Molecule: messenger RNA, 684 nt
Organism: Coccomyxa subellipsoidea C-169
Lineage: Eukaryota; Viridiplantae; Chlorophyta; Trebouxiophyceae; Coccomyxaceae
Exons: 3
Coding region: 1-684 (227 amino acids)
Biological process (GO): lipid metabolic process
Source: RefSeq, a predicted model, not a curated record
AUGUGGACCGGUUGGUUGAGCUCACUGUUCCUGUCGUUCAACACAAGACUGGAAAUCCUGCUGUUCUACUGUAUCCUGGGCGGUUCAUAUCUCUACUAUGUGGCCAGCUUCAGUAAGCCUGGAACAAUCCAGCGCAUGCUUGCUUCUGGUCCAAUCUUGCUGGGGAACAUCUUUGUCCCUUUCAUCUUCGACCCCGUGAAUGAAGUGUGUACAGCUAUGAGUGUGGUGUUCCUGCUCACCUGGCUGGGCACCUUCAAGGUGUAUGACACAAUCACUGAGAAGAGGCUGGUGAAGACCUCCAGAGGAAAUGCCCAGCCAAGCAUAGGCCUUCGUAGGCUUGGCGCUGCCUCGUCCUUCCUGGUCUCAGGCAUUAUCCAUGAAGUAAUACUCUGGUAUGCCAUUGGGCAUGUGCCUGGCGCAACUGGCGGCUGGUUCAUCUUCUUCGCAAUUCAGGGCCCCCUUCUGGCAGUAGAGUCUGAGCUGAAGAGGUGGGCGCGCAAGAGGAAGCUCGAGGUGCCCCGUUGGGUUGCCAUCCCCCUGACCAUCACCCUUCUGCUCACACUCGGUGACUACUUCUUCUUCAAGCCUGCCAUGCAGUCAGGCCUGGCAGACAGGGUGGUGCAGAGCCUCAUGCAGAGCUACACGGCCCUGUGGAGCACAGCAAGGAAUAUGUUGGGGCAGUGA